Molecule: messenger RNA, 471 nt
Organism: Loxodonta africana (African savanna elephant)
Lineage: Eukaryota; Metazoa; Chordata; Mammalia; Proboscidea; Elephantidae
Gene: MRAP
Product: melanocortin 2 receptor accessory protein
Exons: 3
Coding region: 1-471 (156 amino acids)
Biological process (GO): protein localization to plasma membrane; regulation of adenylate cyclase-activating G protein-coupled receptor signaling pathway
Cellular component (GO): plasma membrane; endoplasmic reticulum
Molecular function (GO): corticotropin hormone receptor binding; type 5 melanocortin receptor binding; signaling receptor regulator activity
Source: RefSeq, a predicted model, not a curated record
AUGGCCAACGGGACCAACGCCUCUGGCCCGUACUACAGCUACGAGUACUACCUGGACUACCUGGACCUCAUUUCUGUGGACGAGAAGAAGCUGAGAGCCAACAAGCAUUCGAUCGUCAUUGCCUUCUGGGUGAGCCUGGCUGCCUUUGUGGUGCUCCUCUUCCUCAUCUUGCUCUACAUGUCUUGGUCGGGCUCCCCUGAGACAAGGAACCACCCUCAGCACCACCCAGCAUGUCCGUGGAAUCACUUCCUCAACUUCCCCCUCUGCGUCCGGAGGCACCCACAGCGCCACAAGGGCCCUCCAGGGGCCCCCCUGAAUCCUGGCUCAGAGAAGGAACCAGGAAGAGGCUCAGACCCUGAGCAGCCGCUGCAUCCGGGGGGCCCCUCCGCUGUGGCCCCCACACCAUCCCAGUCUCUCCCUGCUCUCCUCUGGGAACUGGCCCAUGAUGGGGGCCCCCACAGCAUCAGCUGA